CGGGGAAUUGCGAGAGAGGCGCGGCGGAGCUCGUUGGGAAGAAUCGUCAAUUCCGCCGUCUCCGAGAUGUCUCUGUUGAAGAGAGAAGACUGUAAACGUACCAAACAUGAUUCUGCUUUCUCCGAUUGGAAGAUCCUUAUUGGGCCAAGCAACUGGGAGGAUUAUUUAUUGAACAAGGAAGGUGCAGAGAGAUACAGGACUCAAAAUCUUCCAAAUUGUUCUUCUUGUCCAGGGGUUUAUGAGCUCGGAAUAGCUGUUUCGCUCCCACGAACAGAGGAGAAGAGUAGUAGCAGACUUGGCUCGAAAAGCAUAAUUCCUGUUUAUGUUGGACAAGCUGACAAUGUUAGGACUAGACUUCAACGGUAUGGUCGUGACGGUGCUCAUUUGGAGAAUGGUUGGUUUAAUGGAGAGCAAGAUGCCCAUAGAGUACAAGGAUUGUUCUCCGGCAUAUUCUCACAAGGGUUUGCCAUUGCGUAUAGAUGGGUUCCGAUGAACACUAAGAAGGAUGCCAAGAAAACCGAAUCUGAGCUUUUGAAAACCUUUGAUUACGCAUGGAACAGAGGGAUGAACGGGGAGCGUCGCCCUGGUGACAUACAUCAAAAGCUCAAUGCCGCUGCUUCAAGUGCUAAAAGGGUACCUCUGUUGUUCAAGAAAUUUCAUGUUCUCCAACCAAAGAAGGUCGGUGUUAGUAUCAAACGCUGCGACUCAAAUGUAUUGGAUAACGGGUCUAGCUUCUAUACCAAGCAAACGGGCACAAAUUUCCUCCCGAGCGUCUUCAAAUUCAGCCGAACACGCCCUACAUUAGUAUCAAAAGAGUGCGAUACAAAUAACAAUGAUGGCAAUACAUGCGGUGUGGCCUUGGGUCAUGGAUCUAUAUGCACCAGGCCUCCGGUUGAUGGAAGAAAGAGAUGUGCUGAUCACAAAGGGAUGAAAGUUAACGCAUGUGUAAGACCUUGUUCGCUUACUAACACCGAGAACAUCCUUCACCUUACUUGUGGGGUCACCUUAGAUGAUGGUUCUCUAUGUACAAGAGUGCCCGUUUUAGGGAGAAAACGAUGCGAGGAGCACAAAGCAAUGCGAGUUAAUAGUCCCGUUCCUAUACACUUCGGCCGGGAUGUUGGUGCUGAUUCGUUGACUUGCAUAGCCAUUACACUUGAUGGUUCCUCUUGUAGAAGGAAAGCAGGUAAAGAAAGCAUGUUUUGCUGGCAACAUGAGCAAUGAGGUCCAAGAUUAAUCACUGAUCUCAUCGAUCAGACUGUUAAAAACAUGUUCCUGUUAAAAAAACCUUCUGCGAAGGGUUGGAGAUACAAUCGUGCAUCAAGUCACAAAACCAGCUUCUCCUUUGGAGGUAUGUAUCCAUAGUUCCAUAUAAUCCAUUCCAUGUGUUCCUUUUUUAUUGUUGUGGAAGUGUUUUAUGUGGUUUUCCCAUUGUAAUAAAAUGGGUUUGGUGUGUAUUGUAAUAAAAUGGGUUUGGUGUGUAUUGUAAACUCUAUGUGUUCUUAAACAUGUCAUUAUAUGAUCAAUAAAAU
Messenger RNA from Cynara cardunculus var. scolymus (artichoke), 1529 nucleotides. RefSeq names its product protein EFFECTOR OF TRANSCRIPTION 2-like. The annotation marks the transcript as partial. The record is from RefSeq and is a predicted model, not a curated record. Gene Ontology annotation, biological process: regulation of DNA-templated transcription. Gene Ontology annotation, molecular function: DNA binding. The transcript has 5 exons. NCBI's taxonomy places the organism in Eukaryota, Viridiplantae, Streptophyta, Magnoliopsida, Asterales, Asteraceae.